AUGUUUUGUAAACAGUAUAUUGCUUAUUUUAGUUUUGCUUUACUUAUUGCUUUAACAAUAUUUAUAGUACUGAUAGGACAAAAACAUGAUACUGGGACUAAAACAUUAACUGAAAAUUCUGAAGAAAAAGAAAAAAUGAUUGAUUCUGUGGAGGUUUAUUCUCUCUACAAUAAUCUUGUGGAAAAGUAUUCACAAUUAAAAUCUAUUAAUGAAGAAGAUUUUAUUUUAAUUAUUUACUCUUUGAGAUACAUUGCUUUUAUUCCAGAAAAAGAUCUAAGAUAUUUUUUUAGAGCUAUUGUGGAACAUAAUUGGGAAUCAGAACGUCGUCUUAAACAAACAGAUAUCGAAGUUCGAAAAGAACUUGAUAGGUAUAUCAAAACUGUUGAUGAGUUUAUAGAGCAUGCAGAAUCUCUUAAGAAUAUUUUUUUUAGUGAUUCUGAAAACUCUGUUAGCUUUUUCGAUCAGCAUUUAACGUUUUUAUUAAAGUAUAAAAUUGAUAAUUACAAGAUUAUUUUUGAUGAAAAGAUUGGUAGAUUUGAUGAUGAAUUUUGCGAUGUUUUUAACAAAUUACCUAAAGUAGCUGAUCUUUUUCCGAAAGACGAAGAAAUGGAAAAGGUUUUUGAAAAAAAAUACGCUACUAAUUUAACUAAUACUGAGUAUUCUACUUUUAAUUUCGUCUUUUUAUCAAUGUGGGAUGAUAAUUUGUCUCGUGUUGAAAUAUCUAAUUAA
Molecule: messenger RNA, 729 nt
Organism: Vairimorpha ceranae
Lineage: Eukaryota; Fungi; Microsporidia; Nosematidae
Exons: 1
Coding region: 1-729 (242 amino acids)
Source: RefSeq, a predicted model, not a curated record